This is a messenger RNA of Verticillium dahliae VdLs.17, 1197 nucleotides long. Its product is annotated as zinc transporter SLC39A9. Gene Ontology annotation, cellular component: membrane. Gene Ontology annotation, biological process: transmembrane transport; zinc ion transport. The transcript is spliced from 4 exons. The record is from RefSeq and is a predicted model, not a curated record. The coding region runs from base 1 to 1197 and encodes 398 amino acids. Lineage: Eukaryota; Fungi; Ascomycota; Sordariomycetes; Glomerellales; Plectosphaerellaceae. Gene Ontology annotation, molecular function: metal ion transmembrane transporter activity.
AUGGGCGGGCUAUUCCUGUUGCUCGUGCUUUGCGCUGUCAUGGCCGUCGCCUCCUUUCUGGCCGGCUCGCUACCUCUCGCCGUCUCUCUCACUCCAUCACAACUCCGACUAAUAUCGAGCUUGGGCAUUGGCAUUCUAGUGGGCACAUCCAUGAUUGUCAUCAUCCCAGAGGGUGUCGAGGCGGUCGUCGCAUCAGGAGUCGGUGCUCAUGCGCACCGUACAAGAGGCCUCGCGCAAGCCCUCAACAGGCGCGGGGAGCUGGGCGUGCGAUUGACGUCAGCAGAUGCCGUCACGACCUUCGACAAUGAUAAGCAAGCCGAGCUGAUGGACCAUCUUCGAGCCCUGGCGGCGAACGAGGCCCAGCACUACCGAGUGCUUCCGCGGGAUGGGCCGGCAGAACACACCCACGACCACGACCACGCCGGCACAGGCAAAGGCGAGGAACAUGCUGGCGAAGAGGAGGGGCCGGAGGUGUCUGGUUUCCACAUCGGGCUGUCCAUGGUGCUCGGCUUCGUCCUGAUGUUCCUCAUUGACAGGAUUCCUCGCCAUGCGACCGAAGGCCGCACGAGCGAGCCGCACAUGCGACACGUCAGUCUCGACAAUCUCGGCGCAAACUCAAACGGCGACGCGGAAGCGGAUGGCUUUCUCGGUGGCCUAACGCAGCCGUCGAAGGAUCCGCGCAGCUUUGCGACGACAAUCGGCUUGGUGAUUCAUGCAUGCGCCGAUGGCAUCGCCAUGGGCGCGGGCGCGACGACCUCAGACACGCAGCUAGGCCUCAUCAUCUUCAUUGCCAUCAUGCUCCACAAGGCCCCGGCCGCCUUUGGCUUGUCGUCGGUUCUGCUGAAGCAGGGGCUCUCUAAGCGGGCUGCUCGGACGCAUCUGAUCGUCUUCAGCCUGGCUGCGCCGUUUGGUGCUCUCUCCACGUGGGCUAUCAUCACCGUGCUUGGCGGUGGGCAGCUCGAGGGCCCGUCGGGAAAGUGGUGGACCGGCAUGCUCCUGUUGUUUUCUGCCGGCACCUUCCUAUACGUUGCCAUGCAUGCCAUGCAGGACGGCGAUGGCGGUCACCAACAUGGCUCCGCUGGCUACGCAGAGGCUGGCGCCGGUGGCCAGCCGAAGCCGCAGAUGCGUGACACGCUGGUGGCUGUGGUUGGGAUGCUACUGCCCCUACUAACGCAGUUCGGUCACCAUCACCACUGA